This is a messenger RNA of Rubroshorea leprosula, 2782 nucleotides long. The record is from the annotation of a GenBank genome assembly. Lineage: Eukaryota; Viridiplantae; Streptophyta; Magnoliopsida; Malvales; Dipterocarpaceae.
AUACACUUUAAAUACAAAACUGAGGAUGGUUAGAAUUGUAUUUAUGUUUUUCAUCUUCCUGCUCGUUAAAGCAACGGCUGUGAUACCCUCCUGGGUAGCUUUGAGUGCAAUCCUGAUAUGGUCCCACUUUUCUAGGCCCAAAAUUUGAAUUUACCAUCUCCGUGACCCCACAUUUACCUCUUCAUAAUGGGUUCAAACUCUCAGACCCGGCUUCCAUUUCAACUUAGCAUCACUCCCUUUGGGACAGCUCCAAGGCCCUUAGGAAGUAGAUUGGUGAUGUGGUGAGUGGAGAUAAGGGGCAGAAGAUGGAAGUGGAAAAAAUGUUGAGCACCCCACAUAGUGCCAGGAUCCGGCAAUCGUAUUCACUGGUAAAUGGGACCCCAGAUCUCGGCUCAAAUAGCACGCCGGCAAGUACUGCAGGCUCAGAAUAUGGUGGCAUUGAGUUCACAAGAGAGGAUGUUGAGGCCCUUUUGACUGAGAAAAUGAGAUGCAAAAGCAAAUUUAACUACAAGGAGAGAUGUGAGAAUAUGACGGACUAUAUAAAGAGGCUAAGGCUCUGUAUUAAAUGGUUCCUAGAACUUGAAACAGAGUACGCAUAUGAACAGGAAAAGUUGAGGAAUGCUUUGGAAUUGACUGAGAGGAGAUGUGAUGAAAUGGAGUUGACUUUGAGAAACAAGGAGGAAGAAUUGAAUUUGAUAAUUUUGGAAUUGAGAAAGAGUUUAGCUUCUGUACAGGAAAAACUCACAAAAGAAGAAUUGGAUAAGUUGGCCACAAUGGAUUCUCUUGCAAAAGAGAAAGAAGCUAGAACUAGUAUUGAGAAGAAACAGGCUUAUCUCUCAGAAGAGCUUGGUAAAGUUCAAGGGGAGCUUGAUAGUGCCAAUCAAAGGAUAGUAUCAGUUAAUGAUAUGUACAAGUUACUACAAGAGUACAACUCAAGCUUACAGGUUUACAAUAGUAAACUCCAAGCAGAUCUUGAUACGGCCAAUGAAGCCAUAAAGCGUGGAGAGAAAGAGAAAGCAUCCAUCAUUGAGAAUCUUGGCAUCUUAAGGGGUCAAUGUACAUCAUUGCAAGAACAACUUACUUUGUCCAAAGCUUCCCAAGAUGACGCUAUCAAGCAAAAAGAUGCUUUGGUGAAUGAGGUUGCAAGUCUUAGGAUUAAGCUGCAACAGGUCAAAGAUGAUCGUGACCAACAGCAACUGGAUGUGCAGCGUUUAACAGCUGAAAUAGCUAAAACUAAAGAAUUAGCUAACAACUCUAAUGAGUUGGAGGCAAAAUGUUUUUCACAAAAUAAUCAGAUUCAGAUACUGCAUGAUCAACUAGCAGUUGCAGAGAGGAAAUUGCAGGUGUCUGAUAUAUCUGCUCUUGAGACAAGAUUUGAAUUUGAAGAACAAAAGAAGCUCAUAAGAGAGUUACAAAACCGCUUAGAUGAUGCAGAAUUUAAACUCAUUGAAGGGGAGAAAUUACGGAAGAAGUUGCAUAAUACUAUCUUGGAAUUGAAAGGGAACAUCCGUGUGUUCUGUAGAGUACGGCCUCUGCUAUUUGAUGAUAGUUGUAGUGAUCAGGGGAAAGUUCUAUCCUAUCCCUCAUCAAUGGAAACUCUAGGGCGGGCUAUUGAUUUGACGCAUAAUGGUCAAAAACAUGCUUUCACAUUUGACAAAGUAUUUAUGCCUGAAGAAUCACAAGAGGAUGUGUUUGUAGAAAUUUCACAACUUGUUCAAAGUGCUCUUGAUGGUUAUAAGGUUUGCAUUUUUGCUUACGGCCAAACUGGCUCUGGUAAAACCUAUACAAUGAUGGGCAGACCAGGACACCAAGAAGAAAAAGGGUUGAUACCUCGGUCGCUAGAACAGAUAUUUCAAACCAAGCAGAAUCUUCAACCUCAAGGAUGGAAAUAUGAAAUGCAGGUGUCGAUGUUAGAAAUAUACAAUGAAACAAUUCGUGAUUUGUUGUCAACAAACCAAGAUGCUUCACGAACAGAAAAUGGUUCUGCUGGAAAACAAUAUGCUAUUAAACAUGAUGGAAAUGGGAACACACAUGUCUCCGAUCUUACCAUUGUGGAUGUUCAAAGUACUAGAGAGGUUUCAUAUCUUUUGGAUAGAGCUGCACGUAGCAGAUCGGUAGGCAAGACCCAGAUGAAUGAGGAAUCAUCAAGAAGCCAUUUCGUGUUUACAAUGCGAAUAUCUGGUGUUAAUGAGACCACCGACCAACAAGUUCAAGGUGUCUUAAAUCUAAUUGAUCUCGCUGGGAGUGAGCGCCUAUCAAAGAGUGGUUCAACUGGCGACCGUUUAAAAGAAACUCAGGCCAUCAAUAAAAGUUUAUCAUCUUUAGCUGAUGUUAUAUUUGCCUUGGCAAAGAGGGAAGAUCAUGUACCAUUUAGGAACUCCAAGCUUACCUAUCUUCUUCAGCCAUGUUUAGGCGGGGACUCGAAGACUUUGAUGUUUGUAAACAUCUCCCCUGAAGUUUCCUCAGCGGGGGAGUCCCUGUGUUCACUGCGUUUUGCAGCCAGGGUGAAUGCUUGCGAGAUAGGAACUCCACGACGUCAAUCCAACAUCCGGGUAGAACCCGGACGCUUUUGCUAGGGGCUGACAUGACCUUCCAUAAAAAUAGAACAUUUUGUUUCUUCCUUCCCUUUCACUAAGUUAUCAGUGUCUUCGUUCACUAAGUCACCCUAACAUGAGCUGUUUGUUGUAAUUUGUAUAGUAAUCAUUGCAUUUGUAUCAUUAAAAAAAAAGAUUGAAAGAUCUUGAUUUCCUUCGUACUUACAUAACAAAAAUUCAGGGCAAUG